AUGAACGGCGUCAUCGAGGCCCUUUACGUGUACGACGACAAGAGGAACUCCGUCUUGUCGCAUGCCUACGCGGGCCGGCCGCUCUCCGCGACGCACCUCCUGCCCCUCUACCUCGAGCACCCGGCUCCCCGACCGCAUCUGAUCCAUCUCGCCAACACCAGCCCGCCGACCCUCGUCUUCAGCCUGACCCACGCCAACCUCCUGUUCCUCGCGACCUCGUCCACGGAAAUCGAGCCGCUCCUCGUCCUCGAGUUCCUGCACCGCGUCGUCGAUGCCUUUGAGGACUUCAUCGGCGCCCCGCUGCUCGCGGCCAAGAUUGAGAACAACUACGACGUGGUGGCCCAGCUGCUGGCGGAGAUGUGCGAUGCCGGCAUCAUCAGCACGACCGAGCCCAACGCCCUGAGGGAGAAUGUCGAAAUGGAAGGGUGGAUGGGCAAGCUGCUGGGAAGCAUAAGCCUGCCAGGAAAGUCGUCCCUGUCGUCCAACUUUUCCAACUCCAACACUCCCGCGCUGGCGGCGCCGCCCAACACCCCCGCUCUGCCUUGGCGACGGGCCAAUGUGCGCCACACGUCCAACGAGCUGUACGCGGACAUUGUCGAGACCUUGUCGGUCACGCUCGCGCCUUCGGGAAGGCCGCUGGCCGCGUUUGCGAACGGGUCCAUAGCGUUCACGGCCAAGGUGUCGGGAGUGCCGGACGUCACGCUCAACCUCGGCAGCGCGUCCGGGAAGCACAACGUCGGCGGCAUCAUGGAGCUGCCCGUCUUUCACCCCUGCGUGCGCCUCAACAGGUGGAAAGAGCGGCCGGGCGAGCUGAGCUUCAUACCCCCGGACGGACGGUUCAUCCUGGCCGGGUACGAGGUAGACUUGCUGCCUUUUGCCGGGGGCGGCAAGGGGGCCGACAGCCUCGGCGCCAGCAAUCUCAGGCUGCCCGUCAACCUGGAGAUGAGGACGGGGCUAGGUCCGGCGGGGUCCGAGUUCGAGGUCAGGUUGCAGGUCAACAAGGCGUCGUCGGCGUCGGGGCAGUUUGCUCGCGGCAUCGGGUCGGGAAGGACUGGGUCGCCGGGCGCGCCGCUGCUCGAGCAACUCACCGUCACGAUACCCCUGCCGGAGGACGUCAGAAACCUCUCCGACAUGCGGCCCAGCCGAGGCGAUGCCAGCUUCAGCCCCGGGGAAAGGGUGCUCGAAUGGCACGUCCCGUCCAAGGAGCUGUCAGGCCCGGUGUCGCACUUUGGACUCCGGUGCACCGUCGCUGGGUCCGUGGGCGACGACGAAGAGGACCGGUUCGACCCCAGCGGGUUUGCGUUUAGCAACGACUAUUCUUACAGCGAACCCUACCAGAGCUCACCGGCCGAGGGCAACCCAACCAGGACGGACGGCGGCGGCGGCGGCGGCAGCAGCAGCAACAACAACAGCAACAACAACAGCAGCGGCAACGGCAGCGGCAGUGAGCAAGACGCAAAAAGGGCGGCGCAAAACAAAAUCCUGAUGCCGACCUCGGCGUCGGUAAGCUUCUCCGUCAAGGGUUGGCUAGCAAGCGGUCUCAAGGUUGACAGCAUCGUGAUGGACGCGCGGAAGAGUCGUGGUCUGGGGGAAGGCGUGAAGCCGUACAAGGGAGUCAAGUAUUUGACGGUCAGCAAGGGGGGCGUGGAGAUUCGGUGUUAG
This is a messenger RNA of Ustilaginoidea virens, 1662 nucleotides long. RefSeq lists its product as uncharacterized. The transcript has 3 exons. The record is from RefSeq and is a predicted model, not a curated record. Gene Ontology annotation, biological process: endocytosis; intracellular protein transport. Lineage: Eukaryota; Fungi; Ascomycota; Sordariomycetes; Hypocreales; Clavicipitaceae. Bases 1 to 1662 code for a protein of 553 amino acids. Gene Ontology annotation, cellular component: cytoplasmic vesicle; clathrin adaptor complex.